GGGGCGGGGCCGCGCCCCUGGCGGCCGUUAAAAAUGGCGACUGUCACCGAGCUGAAGGCUGUUUUAAAGGACACCUUGGAAAAAAGAGGAGUCUUAGGGCAUUUAAAAGCGAGAAUUCGAGCCGAAGUUUUCAAAGCCCUAGAUGAUGAAAGUGAACCCCGACCAACAUUGUCUCAUGAAAACCUUCUUAUUAAUGAAUUAAUUCGGGAGUAUUUGGAAUUCAACAAAUAUAAGUAUACAUCGUCUGUCCUCAUUGCAGAAUCUGGUCAACCUGUAGUUCCACUGGACCGGCAAUUUCUCAUCCGAGAACUAAAUGCAUUUGAAGAAUCAAAGGAUAACACAAUACCUCUUUUAUAUGGGAUUUUAGCUCACUUUUUGCAUGGAACUAAGGAUGGCAUCCAACAUACAUUUCUGAAAGGAUCUUCACUUCAGCCUCUAAACCCAAAUCCUGGUGGACAACCUAGUGGAAGAGAACAAAUGGAUGACCACCUAAGAAAAGAGAAGGGGAAAAAUACUAAUAUUGAAGAUCUUCAUAUUUCUCAAAACGUGAAGAGAUGACAUUUCCAUUUGGGCAUCUUUUAUCUUAAAGUUGUAUGUAUUAAAUCACUUAUUUAUUUUCACAUUGCCAAAAUGCAUCACUAAUAUUUGUACUUUGUAGAAAUUUGAGUGUCUGCAAAAAUACUUAGUCUUUCAUGCUUUACUGCAUUUGUGAAUAAAAGUUAACUGUCAUCAAGGCUAUUGGAUUUGACUUGAAAGAAAAUGUAUUGUUUUUAGGAAAUAUUUUAAAGGGUCUUAGAUGUGAGAAAGGAAAGGGAAAAAUGAAUGUUAGUACCCUAUACAUUCUUCUAAAAAAAAAACAACAGGUCUUUAUAGUCAUAUCAUCUGCUUGUUAGCAUGAUACAUUAAUUACAUUUCCUUCAGGCUAGAAGUAUGUGGGUUAAUAGAAAAUUUAAGAAAAGAGCACUAAAGUCAAGAAAAAAUCUUUUUUAUAAAAUUUGAUUUUUUUGAUUAGCUAUUUUUCAGAUAGCCAUUUAUAAUUAGAUUAAAAUAUCUGAAUUACUACCUAAAAUUAAACUUUUAAACUAGGUAACAAUGUACUUUUUCUUUCCUUAGAUCAUUUUGGCUUCUACUGGAAGAUUUAAUUAAAAUCUAAAGGGGGAACUAAUUCUUUUAAUUUUGCUGUUAGUAAAACAAAGAGUUUAUUUGAUUACACGAAGAAUGUGGAAUCAGCAUGAAGAGACAGGCUUUAGGAGAAAACCAGAAAGUACCUUUUAAAAGAUGGCAUUGUCUAACCUCCAUGUGGCCUUCAGUUGUGCAAUUUUAAGAAGAGUUAUGAAAGGGCCAACCCCUAAUUAUUUGGGCUCUGAAAGUCUUAUUAAAUGUCAAUUUUUAUUCUUUGGAUAGAAAAACAGUAAGAGCUAUCCUAGUGCUAUCUCUAAAAUGCUGCUUUGAUAUUUAUUAAGAUAUUUUUAUAAUGUGAGUCUACAGAUUGAUUCACUGAAAUCUGUUACAGUAGACAGCACCUGACUGGCAAAGUCAUUGGUAUAUUCAGAGCACAACUGCAUUGGUGCUGUAUACUGACAGCAUUUAGCUUAAACAUCUUCCAUAGGGAAAGUGAUGAGGGCUUAAUUGGCAAAAUUGGCCUUUGGAAAUUAUUGAAAGUAGAUAAUAUAUUUGGUAUUAGUGUUUAGUUCUUACUAGGAAUUUUUAUCUGAAUACAGAAAAUUAUUAAAAGAAUCUCAUUAAACCAUACUUUUACAAGUCAAAGGAUUUUAAGAAUCCCUAUUGGUGGCCUAAAGUCACAUAUAUAGAUGUAGAAAUAUAAGAGUUCAUUUCAAUUUUUUAAAAAUAUGUUUUUAUUGAUUUUUUAAAAGAGAAGGAAGAGGGAGACAAGAAACAUCGAUGAGAGA
This is a messenger RNA of Pipistrellus kuhlii (Kuhl's pipistrelle), 1910 nucleotides long. It is a transcript of the gene CEP20, whose product is annotated as centrosomal protein 20. The record is from RefSeq and is a predicted model, not a curated record. The coding region runs from base 34 to 558 and encodes 174 amino acids. NCBI's taxonomy places the organism in Eukaryota, Metazoa, Chordata, Mammalia, Chiroptera, Vespertilionidae. Gene Ontology annotation, cellular component: motile cilium; centrosome; ciliary basal body. Gene Ontology annotation, molecular function: protein binding. Gene Ontology annotation, biological process: microtubule anchoring; cilium assembly. The transcript has 5 exons.